AUGAGGGAAGCGAAAUUUUUACGUGCGAUCGAGUGCCUUAAAAAAAAACCUGGAAUAGUUAUUUUAUUACUUCCGUGUCUACUUAUCGUAACACUUUAUUACAUUUCUGGUAAAUAUUCACCUCUUGAAAAUUACUUUCCUGAAAAGUUCUACAAUCCCGAGUAUGAAAUAGUGGAUGGUUAUUUAGUAUGGAAUCCCAAGUGCCAUAUGCUGUCGGAGAACCCGAUGGACGGCAGUAUAUCAAAAUAUGUAAAAAAGAAAAAAUUUGAACCAUGCUCGUCAAAGCCGUUGCUUAGUUCAAUUGUCAAAGAAGCUGACGGCAACUUUACUCUGGUGAUUGACUCAAAAGUCGCAAGUAGUUACAAGAAAUUUAUUUGUUGUUGGUCGUCGAUUAUCAGAACUGAGCCUAUUAAGCCUCUUACCGGGCUCUGGGAUUCUCAAGUCAAUAAAUCGCAUUGCGCUGAUUUUGAUGACAGAGUUCAAUUACCAUAUGACAUUGAGACAGUAAUGGUGUCAUGUAGAUCAAAAGAUAAGCCAAAGAACAAAAAAUCAAACAUACUUUACGAAAAUAUUCAUGCGAUAGUGAACCCUGCAAAGUUGGUGAAUCGUACGGAUUUUUCCGAACAAAAUAACAAUAAUAAUAAAAUAAGCGUUCUAGUAUUAGGUAUUGAUAGUGUAUCGAGACUUAAUUUCUUAAGAAGUCUUCCUCAAACGAGCAAAUACCUGCGUGAAACAGGAUGGACUCACCUCGCAGGCUACAACAAAAUGGGAGACAACACGUUUCCAAAUUUGAUGGCACUGCUCACCGGAAAGAACAGUUCUUCUGCGUACGCGGAUUGCCGUCCUCGAGAAGCGUACGGUUUGGACAACUGCCCGUUCCUGUGGUACGCCUUUCAACGCGCCGGGUACGUGACAGCCUACGGAGAAGACGAUAGCACCCUCAGUACUUUCAAUUAUCUAAAGACGGGAUUCGUCGAUCCGCCAACAGACUACUAUCUUCGGCCUUAUGUGGUGGCUGCAGAAAAAUUUUUGAAAGCCAAACACAAAUUUGGUUCCGAGUACUGCACAGGACCAGAAUUGGCUGUUGAUAGAAUUUUCAAUUACGCGUUAGAUUUCGCAGUGACAUUUUUGGACAGGCCAUACUUUGGUUUCUUUUGGACCAAUUCAGUGACUCACAAUGACAUGAACGGAGCCUCGUCAAUAGACUCUCAUCUGCUGGACCAGUUGGAGUAUCUAGAGCGACACGGUGUCUUCAACAACACUCUGGUGAUUCUUCUCAGCGAUCACGGAAUGCGUUGGGGUGAAAUUAGAAAUACAUUUGUUGGUUGGUACGAAGAGAGGCUCCCUUUUGUGUACCUCCGAGCCCCAGAUUCAUUGAAGAACUCGACAAAUUUCGAAAACUUGGACAUUAUUCAGGCGCUGAAGAUAAACGAGCACCGGUUAACUUCGCCCUUCGAUUUGCACGAGACCCUGAGGGACAUUUUGGCUCGUGCUGGAGGAAAAUCUAAUUCAAGUUCUGGGUGUCCCACUUGCCAAACUCUCUUCAGACCUGUACCGUAUGAACGUGGAUGUGAAGACGCUGGAGUAUCGCCUCACUGGUGUACUUGUACAGCCUUCAAUCCUCAGCCUCCAGACAGCAAAAUCGCCCAGCAAGGCGCUAAAACUUUUCUUUCGUACAUCGAAAGCGUGAUUAAGGAUUACAAGAAUGAAAAAGGAAAGCGCAUGUGUGCUAAAUUAAAGGUCAAAAAAAUUCAUAGGGUCAACCAGAUUGUUAAUUUUACCAAUACGAAUAUCACACUAGAGACUGAUGACACGGAAAAGUAUUUUUAUUUAAUUGAACUGAGCCCAGGAGGUGGGAUGUUUGAAACAACGGUAUUAUUUAACAAAAAUGGUGAUUCUAAAAUGACUGAAGAAGAAGUCAGUCGUAUUAACUCGUAUGCCAAGGAUUCUAAGUGCUUAGAAAAUGGUUACAAAAAAUAUUGUUACUGUAUUCAUUAA
Cotesia congregata is the source of this 1998-nucleotide messenger RNA. Lineage: Eukaryota; Metazoa; Arthropoda; Insecta; Hymenoptera; Braconidae. The record is from the annotation of a GenBank genome assembly.